This is a messenger RNA of Phycomyces blakesleeanus NRRL 1555(-), 2337 nucleotides long. Its product is annotated as Zn(2)-C6 fungal-specific transcription factor. The coding region runs from base 1 to 2337 and encodes 778 amino acids. The record is from RefSeq and is a predicted model, not a curated record. Lineage: Eukaryota; Fungi; Mucoromycota; Mucoromycetes; Mucorales; Phycomycetaceae. Gene Ontology annotation, molecular function: DNA binding; zinc ion binding; DNA-binding transcription factor activity, RNA polymerase II-specific. Gene Ontology annotation, biological process: regulation of DNA-templated transcription; DNA-templated transcription. The transcript has 5 exons.
AUGUUUGCCACUCUGGAAUUACCCUUGAGAGAUGAAAACAGGCACAAACGUCUCAAGGUCGGUCGAGCCUGUCAUCCAUGUCGAAUGAAGAAGAUCAAAUGCGAUGGCCGACAACCAUGUAUGCAGUGUAAAGAUCCCUCGAUUCAUUUAUACAUCAUUAUCCCUAAUGCUCAUUCAACUCAAACAGCUAGACGACGAAAGUGUAUCUAUCUCAAGAACACAGACGAAACGUACAUUAAAUUAGACCCAAUGACAGACUCUACUCUCGACAGUCGCCAGUCACCAGAAGCAACAGAAGAAUCCCACGCAGCAGUAUCCCCACCGCCCCAACAGCAGGACAACACAGCCGACACUUUGUUUGCCAGUCCAGGCAGCCAAAGUCCACUAUCAAAUACAAACCCCAACGGAGACAACAAACCUGCAAGUAGUAGACCAGACAAAAUGAUGGAACAAUUGACAGACGGACUGGUCCGACUGACUCUUCAUCGAGACACUUCCAACUUCCAGAACGAAAUAACUCCUUGGCGCACCUACGGUCAAUUCGUCCAUUGGUCACCAGACCCAACCCUUCCAGGCCAAUAUCUGGCCUCUAUAGACAUGCCUCCACGACACACCCAGGAACAUCUCAUCUCAGUCUUCUUUUCCAAUUGCCAUCAUCUACUGCCAACCCUCUCUCGCCGCAUGUUCUAUGACCAGCUCUCCAUCAAAGGCCCUCUCAUAACCCCUCUCUUGCUCAACAUAAUGUACGCACAUGCAGCAAAACAUGUCGACACAAUCGUCCAGGCAGAAAUGUUCUACCACAGAGCACGGCGGCUGGUAGACGAUUUCCUGGACGUACCUCGGCUCAGUACAGUAAUCGCCUUACUCUACAUGGCCUGGUUCGACUAUGAUUCUACCCAACACCGACCCCAAACUAGAGCACGAUCAAGUCGCAGCUGGAUGUACUGUGGAAUGGCCGUACGAAUGUGUCUCGAAUUGGGACUCCACACAGCAAAUUACAGCAGCCAGAUGUCUCAGUUUGAUAUCGAACUGCGCAAACGAGUGUUGUGGACCUGUUAUGUUAUGGACAAGUUUGAGAGCUGCACUAUGGAAAGGCCGUGGAUGCUCAAGGCCGUCGACAUCGCCGUCGAUCUCCCCACGCCUCUGCCCGAAGACGAUUCUCGCGAGCGUACGGUGAUGGAAGGAUUCGGGCAGCUAUGCCGCCUGACCAUGCUUCUCGAAAAGAUCCUGUACUACUUUACCUACGAUGCAAAAAACAACCAGACCAUCUGGACCGUCCACCAAGAAAACCAGACCCUUCAAUUCCUUGACGCUCUACAGCACUGGCGAGACUCGCUCCCACCAGAAUUGUCCUGGAGUGCACCCGACGGAAUCCCUUCUCUUGUGACUGCCAAUCUCCACCUUGUGUGCCUGGACCUCGAGCUGUCCUUGUUGGUCUGCUGUCGUUUCCAAGAAGAACAGAUCCACCGAGAACGCCGCAGAGCGCUUGCCAAUUCCAUAACCCAGCUGGUAUCCUACACUGUCCAGCACCCACACCUCAUGUACACAUGCGCUCUCUCCACAUUCUCUGCCGUCUUUGCGGCCCUCACCCACGCAACAGACUUCAACCAUCCGAUGCUAGGUGUGGCAGAAGAAGCCAAGGACCAGUUCAGGGCAAGUCUAGGCGAUUUGCGGGACAUUGUCGAGCGUGCGCCUCUGAGGGACGUCCGCGGAUUUGCCCGCCUGGUCGAUCUCACGCUGCAACCCCAUCUUACGACCUCAACACCGACCUCAACAUCGACAUCGACAUUGGCCCCACUGCAUCCCUUACCACGCCUGGCCACCCUUUCGCCUUCCUACAGUGCCGCAUUCUCUGCCAUCCACGAUCUGUGUCAGAAACACGAAGAAAACCAAGGCAUCGAUCUCAAUCUAUUCGAUCACGAGCAACAGGCCGCGGCAGUCGCAGCUGUCCUUGAUACCUCUACCGCAUUCUCACCGUCGUCGUCGGGUGUGUACUGCCCACCGGUCUCAAUAGGGUCAUCACGACAGACUAGUCCUCCUUACUCUCAUAAUCAUAAUCAUAAUCAUAAUCAUAAUCAUAAUCAUAAUCAUCCACAUACUCAAGGGCAUGCACUGGUCGCGCCCACAUUUGCGUACAAUCCUUGUCUGCCUUCUAACGUCGGCCAUCCUACCUCAGCAGGAGCUGCUGCUGCCGCUGCUGCUGCCGCUGCCGCGGUGGGGGCUGUAGGAGCACCAGUUACUACCAGUGGAAUGUCCAACAAAGAAAUCGAGCCUGCAGACUACACCUUCGAACUUAUUUCUGUUGCAGAUGAGUGGGCGCGUUCCCUCAUCUACUAA